AUGCAUCCCGCAAUGGCAUCACCGCUCGAUCUGCGACCGUCGGGUUUGCUGUCCAUCGGUGCAUCUCCCUCACAUGCCACCACAUCUGCGGGCACUAACGCUUUAGGCGACCUUGCGGGCCAAUCACAACAGCACUACCAUUCCAGCACCCAGCAUCACCACCACCCGACACUGGGCGGUGGUUCCCAUAACAGUCAGGUACCACCGUCGGUGAAUCGGUCCAGCGGUGUAAACCGUAACCGGUCACGCAGUAGUUCCGGUUCGGAAAAUGGAACCUCCGGUGGACAGCAGAACCAACCCAGUGCGGACACGGGGAACGGGACGGAUGAAGGCGGUACGACGGGGAAAUCCGGUAGCCAUCGUUCGCAGAGUCUGGUGAAGCCGCCCUACUCGUACAUAGCGCUUAUCACAAUGGCUAUACUACAGUCACCACAGAAGAAGCUGACGCUCAGCGGUAUCUGCGAGUUUAUUAUGACACGGUUUCCGUACUACAAGGAAAAGUUCCCUGCAUGGCAAAACUCCAUCCGGCAUAACCUCAGCCUGAACGAUUGCUUCAUCAAAAUUCCCCGCGAACCGGGCAACCCGGGCAAGGGCAACUUCUGGACGCUGGAUCCGCUCGCGGAGGACAUGUUCGACAACGGUAGCUUCCUGCGGCGCCGUAAGCGCUACAAGCGUACAACGCUUGCCCAGAGCAUGGGCUUCCCGGGUGUGUUUGCACCAUUCGCACCGUUCUGGAUACGGAAGCCGGUGCCCGUGAUACCGAUGCAUCAGUUCGGUCCGGCCCACGCUGCUGCAUCCGCUUCGGUGGCCGGGUUUGGAGCGGAUGGACCCGGUGGACCGCUAGCAGCGUUGGGACCGGGCCGGACAGGGGACUUUCUGCUCGACAGCAAGCUUAAUCUGUUCGGUUCGGUCAAGAUGGACGAUCUGAACGUGGCCAUGAUGGAGAACAGUGACUUCCUGCAGCGGAACGUCGAUAGUUUGAAGAUCUCGAGUGCCAUGAACAAAUUUUUCCACGGCUAUCAUCAAGGGCAGGCGGGUGGUAGCGGGCCGCUGAUAGAUCUGUACGACGAUGGGCCCCAUCCGGCGAGCCUCGGUGUACAUCCGUGCACUGGUGGGCUGGUGCGGGAAGCCAUCUCUUACCCGUACGGAGCACAUAAACUUGCUGCUACCCGCAUGGGUGAUCCGCAACCAAGCGAACGGAGUGAUCGACGCGGUGAUUACGCCGAAGAGGAACACAUCUCGGCCGAUCUUGAUCUUUCCAGUGACGAUCGGAUCGAUGUUGAAAGUGAGGACGAUUAUAAAUCACCGGCAGACUGUGGGCCGGGAUCGCUUAGUUACCACGAGAUGCUACUGAAUGGCCGCAAAGCCAUUCCCGAGGAUGCACCAGCAAAUGCGCACCUAUCAGGAGCAUCUAGAUCGCCACCGGACGUGGAACAUCCUCAUCCAGCGCAAGCGUCACCCACGAUCGAACCAUCUGGUGAUUACUCCCCGCAUUGUAGUCCCACGCGGACGGUGCGUGAUUCGGACGAUUACUACAUCGAAGAGGACGAACAGUCCGACAAGGCAAGCAGUAGCGGAGGUUCGGUGGAAGAAUCGCGCCCAGCUACAGAGGAACGUCGCACACAUUUCUACACCGAGCUGCAACCUUCGCUGAUGGUUGCGGAACCACUGCGAGGGAUAGUUCCCGCCAGUAACGGACAUCCCGAAUCCGGCGUUAGUCCCGGGUAUGCCGAAACGACGAAGCUGUUCGAUGGUACCGAACCAUCGUUUGCGGCCCGCAAGCGGAAAUACGGCAAUACGAAGGGAUUCAGCAUAGAGAACCUCAUCGGUUGCAGUGUGGAGGAUAGAUGA
Molecule: messenger RNA, 1851 nt
Organism: Anopheles marshallii
Lineage: Eukaryota; Metazoa; Arthropoda; Insecta; Diptera; Culicidae
Exons: 2
Coding region: 1-1851 (616 amino acids)
Biological process (GO): anatomical structure morphogenesis; cell differentiation; regulation of transcription by RNA polymerase II
Molecular function (GO): RNA polymerase II cis-regulatory region sequence-specific DNA binding; DNA-binding transcription factor activity, RNA polymerase II-specific
Source: RefSeq, a predicted model, not a curated record